UGUCUGUGUGUGUCUGUGUGUCUGUGUGUGUCUGUGUGUCUGUGUGUGUCUGUGUGUUCUCCCGUGUGUUUGUGUGUUCUCCAGUGUGUGUGUGUCUGUGUGUUCUCACCAACAGGUCUGUGUGUCUGUGUGUUCUCUCGUGUGUCUGUGUGUUCUCGUGUGUCUGUGUGUUCUCGUGUGUGUGUCUGUGUGUGUGUCUGUGUGUUCUCCCGUGUGUGUGCCUGUGUGUGUGUCUGUGUGUUUUACCGUGUGUGUGUGUCUGUGUUCUCCUGUGUGUGUGUUCUCCCGUGUGUGUGUGUCCGUGUGUUCCCUCGUGUGCCGUGCCGGCCUUCAUGCUACUUUGCUCACAGAACUUGCCCCAACAGUCUGUUCAGGCUGUACGCGGGAUCUUUGUCUUUAUCUGCGUUAGUCUGACUGUAUCCUUGCCAUUCUCUCUGCGUGUCUGUGUGGGGAGCGGUCGUGUAGUGGUUAGCGCGCUGCGCCGUGAACCGGGAGAGCCGGUUCUGGGCCUCCCCCUAGGUCGACUCGGCCUCAAAUUAGUACCCGGUGCUGUGUGUAAAACGUCAGCGCCGGGGAGACAAAGGCAGCCGAGCGUGGUACUUCCUUCGCUCUGAAUCCCAGCAAGGCAACGUGGUGCUUAUAUUUACGACGCGGCCUUUCAGCUCGCACACAAAGCAAUACAAUUUAUUGACCACCAAUUGAGAGGUGGGAUUGCAUUCCCCCUCCGAACAUUCCGCACCAGUGCUCGACGCUGAAUUACAACGCCAACCCCCAAAGGGACCAGGAACUGAGAGGGAGCAAGCGUGGCAGCGAGAGGCAUAAGCAAACCGAGAUUAAGCAUAGGGCCCCAAGCAGCUCAAGGGGGUGAGGGCAGGGGGGCGGGCAAUCCAGGCUUCGCUGGAAUUAAAAUCCUAAUAAACAACACGAGAUAGUUAACGUUACACGCCAAUUCAUCUCUGCCCCUCUAGUUGUUGUUGUGUGCGUCUCUCAUCUCGCUGUGUCUCUGUCUCUCUCUGUACCUCGCCUGGCAUCUCAGUCUCUUCUCAAAAUUUCGCUCCACCUGUUUCUCGCCUUCACAUUUCCUUGACUCGCCACACCCCUGCCUCUCGUCGGCGCACGACCGCUUCCCACCGGGGCCUCCCAAAUGGGCCCGCAGCGGCAUUGGGCACCGACGUAGGCCUAGCUCGCCCGCAAAAAGCCUUCCUGGGGCCACGGACUCCCGGCAGUACUCGGCGAGCCGCGACGAAUCGACGCCGGCAAUGGCGGACGGGGGCGGCCGUUGCCGCAUCUGCAGCUUGGAGCUGCGCGGGAGCCAGCGCCGCUGGAUUUUCGGCGGGGAGAGCGCGACGGGCCGUCCAGGCCUCCACGUCAUCCUCUCGCACCUCCUGAGCCAGGAGCUGGCGCGCGGAGAUGGCCGCGGGGAGUUUGCGUGCGGGAAGUGCGCCUUCUCCCUCGAGCGCGUCUACAGGUACGACGGCGUGAUGAACCGCGUGAAGGCGCUGUCUAUCGAGCGCAUGCAGAAGCUGGCGACGGAGCGCGACAAGCUGGCGCAGUGCGUGCUCUUCCAGUACGGCCGCUCGAACCCGGGCCAGGGCCGGCCCGGCGGGGCCCGGCAGCGCUCGCUGGACGCGAGCCGCGUCGCGUACAACGAGCUACUGCAGGACGACGCCGCCUUCUCCGAGUACGAGAGCUGGUCCGAGCGCGGCGGCGGCGGCGACGGCGGCGGCAGCUCCUGCUCCUACUCCUUCGCCUCGACGCCGCUCAAGAGCGCGCCGGGAGGCCGCGGGCCGUCCCGCCACGGCCACGGCCCCGCUUCGGGCCGCUCCACGCCCAGCAGCUGCGGCGCCGACGCCAUGCGCCGGUGCGUCAGCGUGGACUCGCUGCGCGUGCCGGACGCGCGCUACGAGUCCGUGUGCAAGGUCCCGCGCAAGGUGGCGGCCGGCAUGGGCGCCCGGUCGCCCUGGUCCGUGUCGCGCUCCGUCAGCGUCGGGGGCGGCAGCGUCGGCACCUCCUCCGCGGCGAGACGGAGCCGCGGCGCGGGCCCGGGCUCCCUCGGCAGGCGGGGGUGGGGGGCGGUCGGUUCCAUCGGCUCGUCCGUGUCCCUGGGGUCCCUGGCGUCCUUCGGCGCCGUGCCCGCGCUGUCCAUCGCCGAGGAGGAGGAGGAUGGCGACUGCGAGGACGCGGUGGACAGCGUGAGCGUCUUCUCGGCCCGCUCGCCCGUGUCGCCUCCGCCGCCGCCUUCGCCGGCGCUCGCCCGCUCCCUGCAGCUGGUGCGCAGCAUCGGCGUCCGCGGCCUCCGCGCCCCCAAGGGCAGCGGGAUCCCCACGCCGUCGCGGCGAGGGGGCGGCGGCGGCGGCGCCGGCUCGGCCCGGACGCGUAGUGAGCGCAGCGAGCGCAGCACGCCGCGUGGCAGCCCCCGCCGCGAGGAGGCGCCGGUGCUCUCGGAGGGCGACGCCGUCGGAGCGGAGGAGCGCGGCGCUUGCCGUGAGGACGUUGGCCAGCAGCUGGAGCGGAUGACGCGGCAGCGGGAGGAGAGCGGGGCGGCCACGCGGACCGGGGACCUCGAGCGGAGCCUGGCGAGCGCCGUCGCCGUGCCAAGCCUCCGCGAGCGCCUCCUGGAGGACUGCGCGAGGAUGGCGGAGGAGAGAGCGGCGGGCGACGAGGACUCGGGCCACCUCGUCACGCGACUCAAGGACAGGAUGUCGGAAGGACGCUCCGCUCCCGUGACCUCCGAGGCACGCGAUAGUCCGUCGGAUCGUCCUCGCGCGCGCGGGACAGACGGACGGGAUGAGAGGGCUGGGAGGGAGGAGAGGGCUGGGAGGGAGGAGAGGGACGGGAGGGAGGAGAGGGCCGGGAGGGAGGAGAGGGACGGGAGGGAAGAGAAGGAGCUGCUGUGUCUGAGGGAGGCUCUGGAAGAGAAGGACUCGGACAUCCGCCGGCUUUGCAGCGUCCUCUCCAGCAACGAGUCCACCAUCGCGAGCCUGGACACGGUGCUCAAGCAGAAGGACGAGGAGCUGAAGCGAUCGAGCGACGCGUUCCUGGAGAUGAUCGACGGCUUGCGGAGCAGCCACGCGCACGCCGCCCGGCAGAAGGACGCCCUCAUCGCGGAGAUGGAGCAGGCGCUGCGGAGGAAGCUCCGCGACACGGAGGAGCUGCUCAGGAGCAGGUCGAGCGGCGGGGACGAGGCGUUGGCGGAGGCGACGGAGCGCUGCGUGGAGCAGCAGCGGCAGCUGCAGCAGGCCCUCGUCGACAGAACCCGGGAGCUCUCCGAGCACCAGCAGGAGGUGGAGAGGACGCUCCGGCUGGUCGUGGACAAGGAGCGCCUGCUCAAGGAGAAGACGGAAGCCUCCUCGACGGCGGAGGGCGAGCUGAGGGCUGAGAUCGAGCGGCUCAAGCGCAGCGCGGUCCAAUCUCCGCGCGGAGCAGGGGCGGGCGACGCUGUCGGGCGGUGCCCGGAGACACAGAGGCCCCAGAGAGGCCUCACCAAGGAGGCCGGGAUGGAGGCGGUGUCGACACGAAGCUCGUAGCUGAGAACGUGGCGCUGAAGGCCCAGCUCGCCCAGAAGGAGAAGCUCCUCCAGGAGCUCAUGGGAGAGGGCAGCAGGAACGGAGGCCACGGCCGCUACGACUACGACAAUGACGACGCUCACCACCACCUCCUCCUCCUCGACGACGACAUAGACGACGAUGAGGGGGAUGACGGU
Messenger RNA from Lethenteron reissneri (Far Eastern brook lamprey), 3703 nucleotides. RefSeq lists its product as uncharacterized. Gene Ontology annotation, cellular component: centrosome; Golgi apparatus. Lineage: Eukaryota; Metazoa; Chordata; Hyperoartia; Petromyzontiformes; Petromyzontidae. The record is from RefSeq and is a predicted model, not a curated record. Gene Ontology annotation, molecular function: molecular adaptor activity. Gene Ontology annotation, biological process: positive regulation of microtubule nucleation; regulation of Golgi organization; centrosome cycle.